ACAUAGCCGCGUUCCGUUGUACGAAGAUAGCUAAAAAAGCUUUAGUUUAUCUUGAAGAAGUCAAUAAAUACUGUGUUUAUGUAAUGUGUCGAAUGUGAUAUUUUUUAUUAAUAAUUUAAAUAUUGUUAAAAUGAAACUGUGGAUAAUUACUAUUUGUUUCUUAAUAGGAUCUGGUGGCAGCAUGCCUUUAACAUCGACGCGAAACAAAAGGCAAGAACGUUGGCUUUGGAUUAGUAGAAAAUACAAUGAAGCUGUCGCAAAUUAUAAUCUCGAUUUGUUACCUCCAUUUGUGACCUCGACUCCUGCCACUACGACAGAUGAUCCUUGCCUUUAUCGACCACAUAAACCGGAUUUCAAGAAACCAGGACGCAGCAUAAGUGAAGCUAAAUGUUUUGAAUAUAUAUGGGAACGAACCAACAGAGAAAACAAAAGUAAAAAGCACCACAAAUGUUUUCAGCUAUGGUUAAGUAAACUCGAAAACAAACCGCACUUUGCAAUCGGCGGUAGAGCUACAUCACCGGGGGAAUUCCCACAUAUGGGAGCAGUCGGUUGGAGGGUCGUACAUGGGACGUGGAUAUUCAAGUGCGGCUGCACUCUCAUCAGCUCGAAGUUCACCCUAACUGCUGCACAUUGUACAAAAUCACCACCUGAUCCGAGUUUGGCGAGUCCAAUACCUGAGAUUGUCAGACUUGGCGACAAAAAUAUAAUGAACCUCCCCUUCUUUUUCAAUAAACCAAUAGAUGCUAAGAUUUUACGAAUCAUAGUCCACCCGCAGUAUGCGGCACCAAAAAAAUAUUAUGAUAUAGCGUUAAUGGAACUGGCUGAACGUGUUGAAUUCACAAUGAACGUGCAACCAGCCUGCCUCUGGAAUAAUUUUACUACCGACACUCUUGGAACAUCAGCUACGUUAACUGGAUGGGGAGUUGUUGAAACAGCUACGCAAAGAAUACCUCCAGAAUUACAAGCAGCUGUAGUGGACAUCAUAGAUUCGGAGCAGUGUGACACUUUGCUGAGGCCGUCGUGCAGCAGACAUUGGUGUGGUAUUCAGGAGCACCAGAUAUGUGCUGGGAAACUAGCGGGCGGAGUGGACGCGUGUCAGGGUGACUCGGGCGGACCUCUUCAAAUGAAAAUACCUCUUCCUGUAUCUAGGGAAGGUUCAAUGCACUUCGUGAUCGGCGUGACUUCAUUUGGGAUCGGAUGCGCUCGACCCAACCUGCCCGGCGUCUACACCAGAGUUUCCAGUUUCGUUGAUUGGAUUGAGGGUAUCGUGUGGCCUGAUGAAUGAGCUGGACAUUAAUAAAUUACUUAACGUAUGAA
Vanessa tameamea is the source of this 1317-nucleotide messenger RNA. Its product is annotated as serine protease snake-like. NCBI's taxonomy places the organism in Eukaryota, Metazoa, Arthropoda, Insecta, Lepidoptera, Nymphalidae. The record is from RefSeq and is a predicted model, not a curated record. Gene Ontology annotation, biological process: proteolysis. The transcript has 10 exons. Gene Ontology annotation, molecular function: serine-type endopeptidase activity. The coding region runs from base 131 to 1285 and encodes 384 amino acids.